Messenger RNA from Galdieria sulphuraria, 2649 nucleotides. RefSeq lists its product as uncharacterized. The transcript has 3 exons. The record is from RefSeq and is a predicted model, not a curated record. Gene Ontology annotation, molecular function: metal ion binding. The coding region runs from base 20 to 2479 and encodes 819 amino acids. Lineage: Eukaryota; Rhodophyta; Bangiophyceae; Galdieriales; Galdieriaceae.
AAAUUUUUAGAUAUUGCACAUGGAGAAGUCUAACGAGAGUUACCGUGCGGAUGUCACCACAGAAGAGUCGCCGAGUGAGCUUGACAGCUUUAAGCACAUAAUAAGUUCCGGCGUUCAAGCGUCACUUGGUAGCGUGGUUGAUUCUUAUAUUGGGCGCGCCAACCUACAGUUGACUUCCCAGUCUUCGGUUGUUGACUCGAAGGGUGUCUGGAUGAAUUCAACUGACGGAAACCAGAAGAGCAUUGACUCUUCUUACGAAAAAAAUAAUGCAGAGGGUGUCGGAAUGGGGUAUUUGACUCGGGAAGGUGACAGCAUCUCACGGAAAUCAGAGUCAGCAACUGAGUCAGCCGAUACGGCGCUAGAUAGUCGAUUGGAGACGGGGACUUUGGAAGAACUUGAAAAACAGAAUACAUCAAAAAGAAAUCACCGACUUUCUCCAUUUCUAACUGAGAGGUGUGCAAGUGCUCCGCAGGUUCCUCAAAGAUUAGAUAGAGAAGUAUUGUCUCGUCAAAUUCAAGAGUUAUCAAGAAAAAUUACACAUGAAAAUUAUUUGGAAGUUCCUAGUUCACUGGUGUCUGAUAUAAGUGAGAUUUGGGAAAGUGAAACAUUGACCGUUCUUGGCCGACAGUUGGAUAUGUUUCACAGGAACCAUCAAUGGCAGUGUGUAGUUGUUACUCUUGCAUUACUUAAAAAUAUUCCUUUGUCGACGGAUGAUUUAAAGUCACACAAGGAAGUGGCAAGGAAGGUGUACUCAUUAUCUAGGUCGUCAAUGACUGUAUCGGCACAGGAAGAACCUUGGUUUUCUCUUGCAAUUAAGUUAGCGAAGACCAUCGUCACAAUGUGGAAGAAAACUGUCAUUGAAGCAUCAAAGCAGGAAGAAGGAGACUUGAAAACUCAAACAUCAAAGAGGUCCCGCACAGGCAACGUAGAUAGCUUGAAGAAGAGACAAAAAACACUUUCGAAGGGCUUUGAGAACCAAACAGAGGUGGACUUUGCAAAGUCUCAAAAACCGAAUCAAAAUCCAGUUACUCUUUCAGACGAUGCCCUUUUUGGAACAACUGUGCCGAAUGUGACCAUUUCGAAGCGUAACACAUCUUCAAAAUUGUCAAGCUUAUCGACCUCUCCCCUCAGUCCUGGGAAAGCCCAUAUUGCUGAGGAUACUUCCCCAUCAGUGUUUACGAGUGAAUGGAAGAAUGCUAACGGUACACAGGAACGUUUCGAGCAGUCGUCUAAACCUGGAGCGGAUAGUCAUAAUGUUGUGUCUAAAAAAAGGGUACAGUUUGCACCUCCGGAAAAGCUGGUUACUGUUCAUGAAAUUGAAAACAUUGAACAGCUUCGCCAGUGGGAAAGGGAGGAAGCAGGUUUGUCAUCAAUCGAUGCCAGUGGACAAAGUUCGUCAGGAAUUCAACAUAGUGAAACGUUUGAAGCCCAUAAGAAAAGGGAGCGAGAAAUGGAGAAGUCUCUAUUUCAAGCCAAAAGUGAACAUUUUGAAAAAGUUGUUCGAGAAAUGAAAGAGGAAAUGGAAUGGAGAAACCCAGCCUUCAUUCUCGUUGAACAUGCUGUAGUUCCAGGAUUGGAAAGCGUAGAAAAAACCAGCAGAGAAAGAACCGUUCAAAUGGUUCCAGAACGGUAUUCAGAUAGGAAUUAUUAUUCACCUUCAUCUCCAGAGCACAAACCCAUUGAACUUUCACCUUUACAAGAAAUACCUUUAGAGUCUAUUGAAACAUCUUCUCAUGCUUCUCAGCAGUUAUCAAAGCAUUCCAAUAUGACAUUUAAAGAAAACCAAGCUGCUUCUCAGCAGCCUUCUGUGAAUAAUUUUCCUUCACAGGCUUCAUUUGAUAACAAUAGCAAUGUCCUUCAGAUGUUACAGCAAAACCCGUCAGUACUGCAAUCGUUAUUGUCGGCAUUUGGGGCUUCGAUGACAGGUAAUAGCACUUUGACCGGUGCUAUGCAAGCAAGGCAGUCUGUGAACUACGGUCAACAAAACAAUAAUGGAACAGACAGUGCUGUACAUGGAUUACCAUCUACUUCAGUAACAUAUCCAGGAACUAAUUUGUUUUCGUCUGGUUUAUCAAUGGUAAAUUCAUUACCGUCUUCUCAGAGUAAUAUAGAUCCAUUGCUUUUGCAGCAAUUGGCCCAACAAAGCCAACGAGCAGUAAUGAAUCAACAACCUUUUCAAGGUCCAGGUGCUCCAUUCUUUGCGUAUGCACAACAAAAUAAGUCUUCCUUUGUGUCAGCAUAUUCAGAUGCAUUAAAUCAUCAAGAUCCCGGAAAUAUGACCAUAGGGAGUGUGGACUCUUAUGGAAGUAGUCAUUCCAUUGUAAAGAGAAGUGUGGAUGAUAAAAAGACCAAUGCUUCCAAAAAGACCAACAUUUGCUACUUUUAUAAUCAAGGAACUUGUGCAAAUGGUGACUCUUGUCGGUUUAUGCAUGUCAAAGUUCCCUACAAAGUCCCGCAUCCAAAAUCUGUGAAGAAAUAAUUUGUCGUUGGGCUUCGUAGCGAGUGAUCCAGAUUGGCAGUUGUAAAAGUAGCUGUUCUUCUUUUGAUGCGAACGUUUUGUUUCAUGGGAGCAUGACUUAUCAACUAUGGAUAUAAUAGCAUUAAUCUUGAUGGUUUAGAUCAUUAAAAUAUAAAGAGAAAGCCUGUUCA